CGUGUUUUAAGAGAACGAACAGAAAGCAAAGACAGAACCCUAGAGAGAAGGCAGGCGUGACUAGGAAAUCAGUGGGAGUGGUACCGCCGACGAUACUUCAUCGGAGGGAUCACUUUGCUAGGGCGGAAGGUCGGAAGGGAGUGCUGCGAUGGGUGGCGUGGUUUACAUCCCGGUGCAGAACUCCGAGGAGGAGGUCAGGGUGGCGCUCGACCAGCUUCCUCGAGAUGCCACUGAUAUGAUCGACAUCCUUAAGGCUGAGCAGGCCCCGCUCCAAUUUUGGCUUAUCAUUGCGAGAGAAUACUUUAAGCAAGGAAAAGUUGAUCAGUUUCGGCAGAUUUUAGAGGAGGGAUCAAGCCCUGAAAUUGAUGAAUACUAUGCCGAUGUCAAGUAUGAAAGGAUAGCCAUUCUCAAUGCAUUGGCUGCAUAUUUCACCUAUUCGGGAAAGAUUGAGUCAAAGCAGCGAGACAAGGAAGAUAAUUUUGUUUUGGCGACCCAGUAUUACAACAGAGCAUCACGAAUUGAUCCUCAUGAACUCAGUACUUGGAUUGGGAAAGGUCAACUUUAUGUGGCAAAAGGUGAAUUCGCUACAGCAUCUGAAUCAUUCAGAAUUGCAUUGGUUGAAGAUCCCAAUUGUGUUCCCGCAUUGCUUGGUCAGGCUUGCGUUGAUUUUAAUAUUGCUGAGAGAGAAGAGCACUACAAGAAGGCCAUGGAUUCAUAUAGAAGUUCAUUAGACAACUAUAAGAGAGCCCUGCAAAUUAACCCUAAUUGCCCAGCUUCUGUAAGACUUGGUAUUGGUUUCUGCCGUUACAAACUUGGUCAGUUUGAAAAAGCUCGGCAAGCUUUUCAACGAGUCUUACAGUUGGAUCCAGAAAAUAUUGAAGCUUUAGUAGCUCUGGGAGUAAUGGAUCUGCAAACAAAUGAAGCUGGCGGCAUUCGAAAAGGAAUGGAGAAGAUGCAAAAAACAUUUGAAAUUCAUCCUUAUUGUCCAGUGGCCCUAAAUUACUUGGCCAAUCAUUUCUUUUUCACCGGUCAACAUUUUCUGGUUGAGCAGUUAACUGAGACAGCUCUCGUUGUUAGCAAUCAUGGGCUAAUGAAGGCACAUUCUUUCUACAACCUGGCAAGAUCAUACCAUAGCAAGGGGGACUAUGAAAAAGCUUUGCGGUUCUACAUGUUAUCUGUUAAAGAAAUCAAUAAACCACAAGAAUUUGUUUUGCCAUAUUAUGGUCUUGGUCAAGUCCAACUGAAGCUGGGGGAUUUUAGAAGUUCUCUUUCAAGCUUUGAAAAGGUCUUGGAGGUCUAUCCUGAGAAUUGUGAAAGUCUUAAGGCUAUUGGACAUAUAUAUUCUCAAUUAGGUGAGAUUGACAAAGCUGUAGACACAUUUCGUAAGGCUACUAGAAUUGAUCCGAAAGACUCUGGGCAGGCAUUCAUGGAACUCGCGGAGUUGUUAAUAUCAUCUGAUACUGGCGCUGCAUUGGAUGCCCUCAAAACGGCUCGCAAUCUUCUCAAAAAGGGAGGCCAAGAUGUACAGAUUGAAUUGUUGAACAAUAUUGGAGUUCUAUAUUUUGACAAGGGAGAAUUUGAGUUGGCUGAACAAACUUUUAAGGAAGCAUUGGGUGAUGGCAUCUGGCUUUCGUUGUUGUCUGGUAGUAUAGUCUCUAGUGCACAAUCCCUCAAUUACAGGGAUUUUAGUCUAUUCCAACAGCUUGAAGAAGAUGGUUUAUCCUUUGAACUACCUUGGGAUAAAGUUUCCACACUCUUCAACUAUGCCAGAUUGCUCGAACAAGUAAACGGGACUGAAAAGGCAAGCAAUUUCUAUCGACUAAUUCUGUUCAAGUAUCCAGAUUACGUGGAUGCAUAUUUGAGGCUGGCAGCCAUGGCAAAAGCACAAAAUAACAUUCAACUGAGUAUUGAAUUGAUAAAUGAUGCUCUCAGAGUAGAUGACAGAUGCUCCAAUGCUCUAAAUAUGCUCGGUGAUCUGGAACUUAAGAUUGAUGACUGGAUAAAAGCAAAAGAAACAUUACGAGCUGCUAAAGAUGCAACUGAUGGAAAAGAUUCUUAUUCUACUCUUGCCUUGGGAAAUUGGAACUACUUUGCAGCUGUACGGAAUGAGAAAAGAGGUCCAAAGUUAGAAGCACAACACUUGGAAAAGGCCAAGGAGUUGUACACUAAAGUUUUGAUGCAACACACUAGUAACUUGUAUGCAGCCAAUGGUUCUGCUAUUGUAUUGGCUGAGAAAGGUCAAUUUGAUGUUGCAAAAGAUAUAUUCACACAGGUCCAAGAAGCAGCCUCUGGAACUAUUUUUGUUCAAAUGCCGGAUGUGUGGGUCAAUUUGGCUCAUGUCUACUUUGCUCAAGGUCAUUUUGCAUUGGCAGCAAAAAUGUAUCAAAACUGUUUGCGAAAGUUCUAUUACAACACCGACACCCAGGUUCUUCUUUACUUGGCACGAACUCAGUAUGAGGCCGAACAAUGGCAAGAAUGCAAGAGAACUCUCCUGAGAGCCAUUCAUUUGGCACCCUCAAAUUACACACUCCGGUUUGAUGCAGGAGUUGCAAUGCAAAAAUUUUCAGCUUCAACACUCCAAAAGUCUAAAAGGACUGCUGAUGAGGUGCGCUCCACUGUCUGUGAAUUGAAGAAUGCAGUCCGUGUAUUUAGUCACUUAGCUGCAGUUUCAAGCCACCAUGUCUAUGGAUUUGAUGAGAAGAAACGUGAAACACAUGUUGAAUACUGCAAACACUUGCUUGAAGUUGCUAAGGUUCAUUGUGAAGCAGCAGAAGCUGAAGAACAACAGAAUCGUCAAAGACUGGAAGCUGCUCGGCAAAUUUCUUUGGCAGAGGAAGCUCAACGCAAGGCUGAAGAACAGAGGAAAUAUCUGAUGGAGAAGAGAAAGCAAGAAGAUGAGCUUAAGCAAGUCAUGCAACAGGAGGAAGAUUUUGAACGCAUUAAGGAGCAAUUGAAGAAUUCCACCAAUACUUCUGCUAAACGACGGGAGAGAGAGAGAUCCCAUGGUGAGGAUGAAGAAGCUGGUGAUAGGAAGAGGAGAAGAGGUGGUGGUGGUGGUAGAAAGAGGAAGGAGAAAAAGACUAAAACUCGAUUUGAGGAGGAAGCUGAAAUGGAGUAUGAACAUGAUGAUAAUGAGGAAGACACAGAUACCUUCAAUUAUUAUGAUGAUGAUGGAGCAGGCAAAGCACAUAAUGACCUUACUGCUGCUGGUCUUGAAGAUUCUGAUGUCGAAGAUGAUCAGGGUAUCAAUUCUUCAAUUAAUCGAAAGAGAAGAGCCUUAUCAGAAUCUGAUGACGAUGAUGAGCCACUGGAGAGACCCAGGGGUAUUGAAACUGAUGAUGAAGCUGAUGGAACUAAAGGAAAAGGUGGUUCUGGCGAUGAGGAGGAUAAUGACUAAAUAUGGUUAUAUUCUUCCAACUGGUAGUAAAAUACUGAAAGCAAAGAAAGAGUUUUGCUGCUAACCAUCUCAUCACCCUAAGACU
This is a messenger RNA of Zingiber officinale, 3482 nucleotides long. Its product is annotated as protein CTR9 homolog. Bases 149 to 3397 code for a protein of 1082 amino acids. Gene Ontology annotation, biological process: regulation of DNA-templated transcription. Gene Ontology annotation, molecular function: RNA polymerase II complex binding. Gene Ontology annotation, cellular component: Cdc73/Paf1 complex. NCBI's taxonomy places the organism in Eukaryota, Viridiplantae, Streptophyta, Magnoliopsida, Zingiberales, Zingiberaceae. The transcript has 24 exons. The record is from RefSeq and is a predicted model, not a curated record.